AAAGUUCGGUUUAACGUUAAAGUUUCUCGUUAUAAUAAAUAAAGUAUUUAUUGUGUUAUAAGAGCUAUUGAAUCAUUAGAAUUAACUGUCGAGAGCUUUCAGCUUUCAUGAAAGUACAGAAACAAAUGCAUGAUUAAAAAGAUGUAUAGACAUUUAAAAAAUGAUAUCAAGUUUCGUUAAACAAUCUUUUAUACAAAUUAGCUUAUUUUACAUACUUAUUUUGAAAAUUGUAAUAAGUUGUGAUAAAUUGGAUGCUCGUGUUUCAUUAAAAGUGGAAGGAGCGGGAUUUCAUAGAGAUUUAAUAUAUCAAGUACAUGUCGAUCAAUUUAUAGAAGAAUGUUACGUAGCCAUUUAUUUACAACUUCCAUCUGCUUUAUAUGCUAAUGUUAAUGAAUUGACUAAUUUAAGAAGACUUGAAAUUAUUUCACAAUUUCAAAGUACAGUAUGUGCUAAUGGAGAGACUGACAUUGAGUUAUUUGCUGAGGAAGCACAGAUACAAACUGUAACUAUUUGCUCGAGAUUGAUUCGUGCAGGAUGUGUUUUAAAAGUUCCAAUACAUCAACGUUAUCAAUAUGCCAAUGAUAGUAAUAAAUAUAUAAACGUUACUUUACCAAACCCAACGCUCUUAUUAGGUUGUAAAGAAAGAAUCAAGGAUUAUAGAGUUUCUAAACUUGAUUUGUGUUCUCCAUGCGUAGAGAUUGUACCUAAGUGGAGAGAGAUUCCAUAUAUCAUGGAUAAGGAAAGGAUUGUGUGGACAAUACCAGUUGGUGAAACAACUAUGUCACUUGUAGUAACUGUUACCACAUUUUCAGUGAUUAUUAUAUGUACAAUAUAUCUUAUACAAACAAUUCGGAAAUCUAUGUCAACACAUUUUAAAAUCCAGUAACAUGUCUUAAAUACACUUGUUUGCAUAAUAUAA
Molecule: messenger RNA, 919 nt
Organism: Bombus pascuorum
Lineage: Eukaryota; Metazoa; Arthropoda; Insecta; Hymenoptera; Apidae
Product: phosphatidylinositol-glycan biosynthesis class X protein-like
Exons: 4
Coding region: 161-886 (241 amino acids)
Biological process (GO): GPI anchor biosynthetic process
Cellular component (GO): endoplasmic reticulum membrane
Source: RefSeq, a predicted model, not a curated record